Messenger RNA from Dioszegia hungarica, 1332 nucleotides. RefSeq lists its product as uncharacterized. Gene Ontology annotation, biological process: regulation of DNA-templated transcription. The transcript is spliced from 2 exons. The record is from RefSeq and is a predicted model, not a curated record. Lineage: Eukaryota; Fungi; Basidiomycota; Tremellomycetes; Tremellales; Bulleribasidiaceae. Gene Ontology annotation, molecular function: DNA-binding transcription factor activity. Bases 1 to 1332 code for a protein of 443 amino acids.
AUGUCAGACUCGGGCAUGUCGACGCCCCUCGGUUCAUCUUCCGCCCCGGCCGGUCCUCACAAGGACCGGCACGAGCCUCGCGGUCGGAAACCCAACGAUCACCUCCCUCCCUCCCGCGCGCGUGAAGUUCAACGCGCGUUCCGUCUUCGUCGCGCAGAACAUCUCGCUUCACUCGAAGAACGGAUCAACGCGCUCGAAGCGGAGAAUAGUCAAUUACGACGGUUGCUCAAUAUCCCCGAGGCGGAUCGACCCAAGAUCGGGACUGGGCCCACUGGGCGUGGCAAGUCGUUGAGAGAAGGAGGGGUGCCGAUGUCGGAGCGCGUGAGGGCGAGGCGGGAGGCUGCGCGGGCGCGCGAAAAGCAGAAUAAGGAAUUGGGACUGCCAAGUGAUCCCAAUGAUAAGGCGGAUAUGGAGCUGGCGUCGGAUCACGAUCUAGACGGAGAUGGAGGGGAUGAGCACGAGGGUGGCGGAGGAGGCGGAUCAAGGAGGACAGCGAGGGACACAUCUACCAUCUCGCCAAAGCACAACGGGGUACCCUCAUUACCGCCCCUCCCGCAAAACCCGGGUCUCCCUCUCCCGCUGUUCCAGAACCCACCGGACGGGCAAUACAACUAUCAACUCCCUCUCCCCUUUGACGGUCCCUUAUCCCCCGACAACCCAUUCAACGACUUUGAAUCGGCCAUAUUCAAACCAUCCGCUGGCGGUACCCCCAACUUCUCCAAUAUGUUCAAUCUGUACGAGGAACCACCCCAGCCGCACCCGCAUCAAUUACCCCCUAUGCCGCGUCAACACUCUCACGAUACCCAUUUACACCACCACGACUCGCACUCGCACUCUCACCCGCUCGGCGGUCCCUCUCACUCCUCCCCCCUCUCCCCACCCGUUACUUCUCACACUUCCCACAAUUCCCACAUUUCCCACACUACCGCGGCGCAACCAGAACUCCUCACGCGUCUCAAACAAUGCUGCCACCUCUCCGACUCGCACGUCGUCAACGACCCGGGUCUCCUUAUCUUCGCGACGAGGCUAUGCCAGUCCUUCCCCUGUUCCUUUGGCGGCGCCCACCCCGACUCCCUUACCGCCCUCUCGGACAGCGACUAUCUCCUCCUGGAUGAUAGUUGGCGCGCACUCCGGAAUCAGCUGGAUCCGGGCACGGAUAAUGAUGGAGAGAAUAGGAUCAAUACGGGGAGGAUGGCGGCGGAGCUGGUCAUCCGGGCGGCGCAUAGUAGGGGGCAGGGACAGUGGAUAUUGUGCAGGUAUAGGGAGGGGAUGAGUAUCAAGAGGAGUCUCGUAGGGGGGCUGGUGAAUGGCCUGGGCGGGAACUUUGAGUAG